Dacryopinax primogenitus is the source of this 1536-nucleotide messenger RNA. RefSeq lists its product as uncharacterized. The coding region runs from base 604 to 1536 and encodes 310 amino acids. Gene Ontology annotation, molecular function: fluoride transmembrane transporter activity. Lineage: Eukaryota; Fungi; Basidiomycota; Dacrymycetes; Dacrymycetales; Dacrymycetaceae. The record is from RefSeq and is a predicted model, not a curated record. The transcript has 3 exons. Gene Ontology annotation, biological process: fluoride transmembrane transport. Gene Ontology annotation, cellular component: membrane.
AGCGAACGUAUCUUCCCAGAUCAAGAGGGAAUCGCAACUGCAACUCCUACACCGCCUAACGAGCCUCUCACCCCUUCACAUCCACAUGAACCAACACGACAUCGCUCUGUCCUCCAACGCGUCCUCACAAGCCUAUCCAGGCAUGAACAGGAAGACAACGAGCUCGCAAUCAUCGAUUCCCCACUAGGGGACGUAGGGGACAUCAACAUACCCCCCGAAGCGGCAAUCGAACCCGGCACAUCAUCUGAGCAAGAAGUCUCAGACGGGUCAAACAACACCGCCGUCACCUCCCCCUCACGCAGGCGACGCUCCCUCUCCGACCGCGUCUUCCGUCGCUCUUCUUCCCGCUCCGGUCCGGUGGAGUACGACGCCCAAGGCCGACCUAGGCAGCGCAGGAAGAGCCUGUCAGAAAAGUUCGUCGAAGCCCAGGCGAACGAGGGCCUUCCCGCUCCUUCCCCUCCCUCCCCUUCCCCCGAGCCUCCGGAGACAGCACAGGAACGCACCUACAGGCCCGAAAGCCCAAGUCCGAGCGAGGCGAUCGAGCCCCCGCUUUCGAGGGUCAAGUCGUACCACCCGCUCGCUGUUGAGGUCCUGGUGCUCCUUAUGCCUGGAAGCGUGUUUGGAGUCCUGGCGAGGUUGGGGUUGACCGCGCUGGAUACGUAUAAUGGUCAAGGGGUGUUUGCGCUCGCUUGGGUUCAGGGGUUGGGGUGCCUCGUUAUGGGCGCGUGUGUAGGGUGGAGAGACCAGAUAACCGCUUUUCACCCGCCGCUGUAUACCGCUAUCGCUACUGGGUUCUGUGGGAGCUUGACGACAUUCUCGAGCUGGAUGUUAGAUGUCUUCCUCGCGUUCUCUAACGGGUACGGGAAUGACAGAAUAUGGAUCUACGACGUAAUGGACGGCCUCACCCGCACCUUCGUAACCUUCGCCAUCUCCCUCUGCGGCCUCUCCCUAGGACUCCACCUAGCGUCCUACGACCUCUCACACAACCACUUUUUCCGCCGCCUAGGCAAGCUACACAUCUCCCUCCCCCUCAGGCUCUUCCUCCUCUUCUCAAGUCUCCUCAUCUACCUCCUCUGUAUCCCCUUGUACUUCGUCCUCUCCCCCGACUUCCGCCCACUAGCGACUAGCGCACUGCUCUACUCCUUCCCAGGAACACUCAUGCGGCAUAUCCUCGGCACACAGCUAAACGGGCGUCAUCCAUACUACCCCAUCGGUACGCUCCUCGCAAACGCUUUAGGCACAGCAUUCCUAGCGAUCUUCCACUCCCUCCAACGGCUCCCUUCUUCCCCAGUCUCAGGCACAUCGUGUGUCGUACUCCAAGGACUAGCAGACGGGCUUUGCGGCUGCCUCUCAACUGUGAGCACGUUUGCGGUCGAAGUACGCGGUAUGCAGGGACGGGGAAGACAAGCGCGGAGAGCGUGGUUGUACGCUAUUGGUAGCUGGGUUAUUGGCCAGCUGUUGAUGCUUGCUAUUCUGGGAGGGAGCAUGUGGGGCGGAGGCGCGAGAGAGGGGGAUUGGUGUGUUAGUAGGUUGUAG